Eimeria maxima is the source of this 315-nucleotide messenger RNA. Its product is annotated as glutaredoxin, putative. The transcript has 4 exons. The record is from RefSeq and is a predicted model, not a curated record. Lineage: Eukaryota; Apicomplexa; Conoidasida; Eucoccidiorida; Eimeriidae. Gene Ontology annotation, biological process: cellular response to oxidative stress. Gene Ontology annotation, molecular function: glutathione disulfide oxidoreductase activity. Bases 1 to 315 code for a protein of 104 amino acids. Gene Ontology annotation, cellular component: cytoplasm.
AUGGCUCCAACAAGCGCCAGCGAAGUGCCGAAAUGGGUUGAUGAUCUCGUCGAUGGACACAAGAUUAUGGUGUUCUCGAAGAGCUAUUGCCCCUACUGCCAGCGGGCGAUCUCUGCGCUCUCGAGUCUCAACGUCAGCGACAUGCACGUAGAGCAGAUCGAAAAUAAUCCUUUUUGUGAUGCCAUUCAAGAUUACCUCAAGACCAAAACAGGCGCGCGCUCUGUGCCUCGUGUGUUUAUAAAUGGAAAGUUCUUUGGAGGUGGCGAUGAUACUGUCGAAGGAGUCCGGAGCGGCACUCUCCAGAAGUUGCUUUAG